Messenger RNA from Propithecus coquereli (Coquerel's sifaka), 1526 nucleotides. It is a transcript of the gene PDCD2, whose product is annotated as programmed cell death 2. The coding region runs from base 63 to 1094 and encodes 343 amino acids. NCBI's taxonomy places the organism in Eukaryota, Metazoa, Chordata, Mammalia, Primates, Indriidae. The record is from RefSeq and is a predicted model, not a curated record. Gene Ontology annotation, cellular component: nucleus; cytoplasm. The transcript is spliced from 6 exons.
CCUCCUGUCCUCCUUUCCGGUGGCGACUUCCGCGUUCCGGCCUGGCAGUGGGCGACGGCCGCAUGGCCGCGCUGGCCUCGCGGGUCGAGCUGGGCUUUACCGAGGAGGCGCCGGCGUGGCGGCUGCGUAGCGACCAGUUCCCCAGCAAGGUGGGCGGGCGGCCGGCGUGGCUGGGCGAGGCUGGGCUGCCGGGGCCCGGGGACCUGGCCUGCGCGCGGUGCGGCCGCCCGCUCGCCUUCCUGCUGCAGGUGUACGCGCCGCUGCCCGGCCGUGCCGACGCCUUCCACCGCGGCCUCUUCCUCUUCUGCUGCCGGGAGCCGCCGUGCUGCGCCGGCCUGCGAGUUUUUAGGAAUCAGCUACCAAGGAAAAAUGACUUUUACUCUUAUGAGCCACCUUCUGAGAAUCUUCCCCCAGAAACAGGAGAAUCUGUGUGCCUCCAGCUUAAGUCUGGCGCUCACCUCUGCAGGGUUUGUGGCUGUUUAGGCCCCAAAACAUGCUCCCGAUGCCACAAGGCACAUUACUGCGGUAAGGUGCAUCAGGCUCUCGACUGGAGAUCAGGACACAAGCAGGCGUGUUCACAGCCGGAUCAUUUGGACCAUGCAAUUCCAGACCACAACUUCCUUUUUCCGGAAUUUGAAAUUGUAAUAGAAACAGAAGAUGAGAUUAUACCUGAAGUUGUGGACAAGGAAGAUGCUGCAGAGAUUGUGGGCAGCAUGGGUGAAGCACUGGAGGAGGAACUAGAUUCCAUGGCAAAACAUGAAUCCAGGGAAGAUAAAAUUUUCCAGAAGUUUAAAGCUCAAAUAGCCUGUGAACCAGAACAGAUUCUCAGAUAUGGCAGAGGUCUUGCCCCCAUCUGGAUUUCUGGUGAAAAUAUCCCUCAAGAAAAGGAUAUUCCAGAUUGCCCCUGUGGUGCCAAGAGGAUAUUUGAAUUCCAGGUCAUGCCUCAACUGCUCAAUUACCUGAAGGCCGACAGACUGGGCACGAGUGUGGACUGGGGCAUCCUGGCUGUGUUCACCUGUGCCGAGAGCUGCAGCUUGGGGACUGGCUACACAGAGGAAUUUGUGUGGAAGCAGGAUGUAGCAGACACACCUUAAAGGCAUCUUACACCUUGCAAUUCCAUUUCUAGGCCUUUAUCCUAAGGGAAUAAUUAUACCAGAAAUAGAGGCACAGAGAUACAGCGCUGUUGCUUGAGGUAUUGUUUAUAGUGUCUAAAUAUUAACAACACAAAAAUGUCCAAUGACAGGGAAUUAAAUGUUGCUGUUCUGCAGUGGAAGGCCACACAGUCUCAAUGAUACACACCCAUGUGGACACACACCAAAAGACACACAGAUCUAAAUUGACACUAGACACCACUGUGGGUGGUAUUCAUGGUAUUACCAUAUUUUUGUAAAAAUAUUUGUACAUGUGCACAGAAAUCUGGAAAGACUGUGAACUGUUACCUGUGAAUGGUGGGAAUAAGUAAAAUGAUCUUUUCACUUACAUGUGCAUUUCUAUAAUAAAAAUGGGUUAUAUGCCAAGUUAAGUCA